Molecule: messenger RNA, 813 nt
Organism: Nematocida ausubeli
Lineage: Eukaryota; Fungi; Microsporidia
Product: diphthine synthase
Exons: 1
Coding region: 1-813 (270 amino acids)
Biological process (GO): protein histidyl modification to diphthamide
Molecular function (GO): diphthine synthase activity
Source: RefSeq, a predicted model, not a curated record
AUGCUUACACUUCUGGGCUUAGGACUGGAGCCAACUGACAUUUCCUUAAAGGGCCUGGCAAUAGCAAAAAAGGCAGACUCUGUGUACCUAGAGAAAUACACCAGCAUAGUACUGGAUGAAACAGAAAUUGAAAGUAUUCUGGGAAGAGAAAUAAAGUAUGCGUAUAGAGAAGAUAUUGAAGGAUCAGAUGGAGGUGAUCCUCUGAUAAUCACUGAAGCCAUGGAGAAGGAAGUGGUUCUUUUGGUUGUUGGGACUCCUUUGUUUGCAACAACCCACACAGAGCUUCUGAUUCGCGCGCAGGAGCUAAAGAUAGGGAUCCAGGUCCUGCAUAAUUCAUCGAUACAAAGCGCAAUGGGCUGCUGCGGCUUUAAUUCCUACGGAUUUGGAAGGACAGUUUCGAUUCCCUUUUUCAUUGACAACUGGAGGCCGUACGACUUCUUAAAGAAUAUUAUGGUGAAUUUCGAAAAUGGGCUGCACACGCUCUGUCUGCUGGACAUAAAAAUAAACGAGCCAACAAUUGCCACUCUGCUAGGACAGGAGAAUGUCAGGUACAACCGCUUUAUGACAAUCCCAGAGGCAAUUGCACAGAUAGAAGAGGCAGCCAUGAAGAGCGGUGUGCCAGAAAUAAAUAGCAUAAAAAUAGUAGGAAUAGAGAGACUUGGGCAAAGUACAGAAAGAUUCACAUACGGAACACUCAGCGAGCUAAAGGAAAAAGAGUUCGGAUCGCCACUUCACUCAAUAAUUAUUCCCUCUGUGCACGGAAAUGCAAUGGAAAGAGAGUGCGUAGAGAGGUUUUUUAAGAGCAAAGAAUAA